Spinacia oleracea (spinach) is the source of this 330-nucleotide messenger RNA. RefSeq lists its product as uncharacterized. Lineage: Eukaryota; Viridiplantae; Streptophyta; Magnoliopsida; Caryophyllales; Amaranthaceae. The record is from RefSeq and is a predicted model, not a curated record. The transcript has a single exon. The coding region runs from base 1 to 330 and encodes 109 amino acids. Gene Ontology annotation, molecular function: zinc ion binding.
AUGUCUUCCCAUUCUCAUUCAUCUCUUCGAAGAUUUCGCACUACAUGUGACUGUGGAAUUCCUUAUGAUGGGCCAUUAAAGGCGUGGACAAUGGAAAACCCAGGAAGAGAGUUCAUAACCUGCAAGUUCUAUGACUAUGCAACUGGAAGAAGGGGAUGCAAGUUUUUUGAGUGGGUGGACGAAGGUAUCCUUUACUGGCAGAAGGAUAUUACCAACCAAUUGCUACUUGAAAAGAAAAUUUUCCAAUCCCAAAUUGAUUUACUCAAGAGGGAAAUCAGUAGGCAUGAGGAAGAUGGUGUGGUUGAGGUUUUAAUGUUGACUGCAAUGUGA